Neurospora hispaniola is the source of this 612-nucleotide messenger RNA. RefSeq lists its product as uncharacterized. The coding region runs from base 1 to 612 and encodes 203 amino acids. Gene Ontology annotation, molecular function: DNA-binding transcription activator activity, RNA polymerase II-specific; transcription cis-regulatory region binding. The record is from RefSeq and is a predicted model, not a curated record. The transcript has 3 exons. Gene Ontology annotation, cellular component: RNA polymerase II transcription regulator complex. NCBI's taxonomy places the organism in Eukaryota, Fungi, Ascomycota, Sordariomycetes, Sordariales, Sordariaceae. Gene Ontology annotation, biological process: regulation of DNA-templated transcription.
AUGGAGGACUUCAACCACUUGGUCGAUAUGCCGACGUCUGAGAGUUCUUUUCGGUACAUGUAUGCGGAAUCUGAUCAAUAUCUGGACGUACACUCUUCGGGAUCUCAAAGCUCAGACAGCUCACCAUACGAUGUGGCUUCCCUAAUGGACCCCAACAUAUAUGCCGGCACCUAUCAAGGCCUGGAGUCGGAAGAUGAGUCUUCGCAGCAACCGACCCAUGAGCAGAAGCCCAAAAGAAAGCGAGAGAACCGGUAUAAGAAUGCACCCCCGUCUGUCCUGUCGCGUCGAAGAGCCCAAAAUCGCGCUUCCCAAAGAGCUUAUCGUGAACGCAAGGACCAACGGAUAAAGGACCUCGAGCAGAUGCUCAAUGAGGCCAAACAACACAACAAUGCCCUUGGCCAGGCUUACGCUGCGCUCCAGGCCGAAUAUGAGGCACUCAAAGCCUCUCAAUUCAAGGAUGUUGGUUAUUCAACUGCCAGCAACCUGACUUACCAGAAUCCGCCGCUACCAACAAGUAUGGCAAUGAGCAGCACUGGAUUUGAUCUGGAUUUGUACGCGUACCAUGAGUUGAGCGCCAACAGAGGGUAUCAUAUGUUUGGAAAGACAGCCUAA